Messenger RNA from Neospora caninum, 1656 nucleotides. Its product is annotated as putative malate:quinone oxidoreductase. Gene Ontology annotation, cellular component: cytoplasm. Gene Ontology annotation, molecular function: (S)-2-hydroxy-acid oxidase activity; (S)-2-hydroxyglutarate dehydrogenase activity; L-malate dehydrogenase (quinone) activity. The transcript is spliced from 7 exons. Bases 1 to 1656 code for a protein of 551 amino acids. Gene Ontology annotation, biological process: tricarboxylic acid cycle. The record is from RefSeq and is a predicted model, not a curated record. NCBI's taxonomy places the organism in Eukaryota, Apicomplexa, Conoidasida, Eucoccidiorida, Sarcocystidae.
AUGGCUGCCGCGCUCCGCUUUCUGAACAGUGCACUCACCCCUUCCAGGUCGGUGUUCGCUUCUGGGAGGCGAACACAGGUCGGGCCUCUUUUUUUCACUGAGAAUGCUCGGCUGCGUGGCGCAUGCUCUCGGCGGUUCUCUUCUGCGGCCGGAGGCCCCACAGCAGCCGCUGCAGACGCGCGGAAGCCCGCCGCACCGGCGUCACAGAGAUCAGACGCAUCAGUUGGAGCGGCCGUGGGUACACCAGCGUCUCCUUCCCGGGAAACAGGCUACAGUUUUUCUACGGGUCGCCAUGCUGCCGACGUCUACGAUGUGUUCGUUGUUGGCGGCGGAGUCACUGGGACGGCGCUGCUGUAUGAGCUUUGCAAGUUCACAGAUCUGAAGAAGAUCGGACUAGUGGAGCGGCGUCCCUCCUUUGCGGUCGUUGCCUCAUGCCCACGAAACAACUCUCAGACGAUUCACUGCGGCGAUAUCGAGACGAACUACACUGUUGAGAAAGCAAAGAUCGUGAAGCGUCAGGCAGAUAUGCUCCGAAACUACGCAACGAAGUUGCCUCCGGCGGAGAGAGAUAUGGUGGUCCAGAAGAUGCAGAAGAUGGCGCUUGCGGUUGGAGACGCAGAAUGCGAGUUCAUGGAGAAGCGAUUUCACGUCUUCAAAAACCUGUUCACCCGCAUGCAGUUUAUCGACAAGAAGAAGAUUGCCGAUGUCGAACCACGCGUCGGAAUGAAGAAUUCCCAUUCUCUGCGACCAGACCCGACAUGCGCCAUUUUUAUUCCGGACGAGCACUCGGCGGUGAACUACUACCAUUUGGCUGCCUCCUUUGUUGACCAGGCGAAGAAGCACGCCAACGGCAAACAGGUGGAUAUUCAAACCUCGACGGAACUCCUUGACCUUCAGCAUGACGGCGACACGUUCUCCAUCAAAACAAGCCGGGGCACAGAGAGAGCUCGAUUCGUCGUUGUCAGCGCGUGCGGUCAGUCGCUGCUGCUGGCACAGCGUAUGGGCUACGGACUGAACUUCAGCUGUCUCCCGAUGGCGGGUAGUUUCUACUUUGCGCCGGAGAUGUUGAAUGGGAAAGUGUAUACGUGCCAAGACCCGCGACUCCCGUUUGCUGCUGUGCACGGAGACCCAGAUCUCGUUGCAGUGGGAAAGACACGGUUCGGUCCUACCGCUCUUCCAUUGCCCAUGCUCGAACGAUACAAUGCCUCUUCCAUCAGCGAUUUCUUGCGUGUAAUCAACCCCGACAUGAAUCUCGUCAAGGUGUAUUUGGAUCUCCUUGGCACGUCCCACAUGAGAAAUUACGUCAUGAGGAACUUCCUCUUCGAAGUCCCGAAGCUGAACACCACACUCUUCGCCAACGAUGUGAGGAAAAUUGUUCCGUCCAUCAUGCCUGAAGAUCUCACAUACGCAAAAGGUUACGGCGGCGUUCGACCUCAACUCAUUGAUAAAGAACAGAAGAAAUUGCUGUUGGGAGAAGGCAAAAUCAAUCCAGGCACCGGAAUUAUUUUCAACAUUACACCGUCACCUGGAGGUACGACGUGCUUGGGCAAUGCCGAGAUGGACAUGCGUGCAAUCUGCAAGAGACUGGGAGCGAACAUUGAUGAAAAGCUUUUCAGACAAACGCUUCUGGAGGGUGAAUACUCCGUAACACACUAA